Messenger RNA from Myotis davidii, 2163 nucleotides. RefSeq names its product arachidonate 5-lipoxygenase (gene ALOX5). Gene Ontology annotation, cellular component: nuclear envelope. The record is from RefSeq and is a predicted model, not a curated record. Gene Ontology annotation, biological process: lipid oxidation; linoleic acid metabolic process. Gene Ontology annotation, molecular function: protein binding; iron ion binding; arachidonate 5-lipoxygenase activity. The transcript has 15 exons. The coding region runs from base 1 to 1950 and encodes 649 amino acids. NCBI's taxonomy places the organism in Eukaryota, Metazoa, Chordata, Mammalia, Chiroptera, Vespertilionidae.
AUGAACAGCGUGCCCUCCACUGGCCUGACUGGCAUGCUGAGGGCUCGAGGUUCUGCCGCCGAGGGAAAGCUCAGGGUCGAUUCUUACGAUGUGACGGUGGAUGAGGAGCUGGGCGAGAUCCAGCUGAUCAAAAUCGAGAAGCGCAAGUACUGGCUGCAUGAUGACUGGUACCUGAAGUACGUCACGCUGAAGACGCCCUCCGGGGACUACAUCGAGUUCCCCUGCUACCGCUGGCUCACCGGGGACGGCGAGGUGGUGCUCAGAGACGGGCGAGCAAAGCUGUCCCGCGAUGACCAAGUUCACAUUCUCAAGCAGCACAGACGCCAAGAACUGGAUACACGGCAGAAACAGUACAGGUGGAUGGAAUGGAACCCUGGGUUCCCCUUGAGUAUCGACGCCAAGUGCCACAAGGAUUUGCCUCGCGACAUCCAGUUUGAUAGUGAGAAAGGCGUGGACUUUGUUCUGAACUACUCAAAAGCGAUGGAGAACCUUUUCAUCAACCGCUUCAUGCACAUGUUCCAGUCGUCCUGGAGUGACUUCGCCGACUUCGAAAAAAUCUUCGUCAAGAUCAGCAACACUAUUUCUGAGCGGGUCAUGAAUCACUGGCAGGAAGACGUCAUGUUCGGCUACCAGUUCCUGAACGGCUGCAACCCCGUGUUGAUCCAGCGCUGCACCAAGUUGCCUGAGAAGCUACCAGUGACCACGGAGAUGGUGGAGUGCAGCCUGGAGCGGCAGCUCACCUUGGAGCAGGAGGUCGAGCAAGGGAACAUCUUCAUCGUGGACUUUGAGCUGCUGGACGGCAUCGAUGCCAACAAAACAGACCCCUGCACGCUGCAGUUCCUGGCCGCCCCCAUCUGCUUGCUGUACAAGAACCUGGUCAACAAGAUGGUCCCCAUCGCCAUCCAGCUCAACCAAGUCCCAGGAGACGAAAACCCCAUUUUCCUUCCUUCGGAUGAAAAAUACGACUGGCUUCUGGCCAAAAUCUGGGUGCGCUCCAGUGACUUCCACAUCCACCAGACCAUCACCCACCUCCUGCGCACACACCUGGUGUCCGAGGUGUUUGGCAUCGCCAUGUACCGCCAGCUGCCUGCUGUGCACCCCAUUUUUAAGCUCCUGGUGGCACACGUGCGGUUCACCAUCGCCAUCAACACCAAGGCCCGGGAGCAGCUCAUCUGCCAGUACGGCCUCUUUGACAAGGCCAAUGCCACAGGGGGCGGUGGGCACGUGCAGAUGGUGCAGAAGGCCAUGCAGAACCUGACCUACACCUCCCUGUGCUUUCCUGAGGCCAUCAAGGCCCGGGGCAUGGACAGCACGAAGGACAUUCCCUACUACUUCUACCGGGAUGACGGGCUCCUGGUGUGGGAAGCCAUCAGGGCGUUCACGGCCGACGUGGUGGGCAUCUACUACGAGAGCGACCAGGUGGUGGAGGAGGACCAGGAGCUGCAGGACUUCGUGAAGGACGUGUAUGUGUACGGCAUGCGGGGCAGGAAGGCCUCAGGUUUCCCCAAGUCCAUCAAGACCAGGGAGAAGCUGUCGGAGUACCUGACGGUGGUGAUCUUCACGGCCUCAGCCCAGCACGCAGCAGUGAACUUCGGCCAGUAUGACUGGUGCUCCUGGAUCCCCAAUGCCCCCCCAACCAUGCGGGCCCCGCCGCCCACGGCGAAGGGGGUGGUCACCAUUGAGCAGAUCGUGGACACACUGCCAGACCGAGGCCGCUCCUGCUGGCACCUGGGUGCCGUGUGGGCGCUGAGCCAGUUCCAGGAAAAUGAGCUGUUCCUGGGCAUGUACCCGGAGGAGCAUUUCACUGAGAAACCCGUGAAGGAGGCCAUGGCCCGAUUCCGCAAGAACCUCGACGCCAUCGUCACCGUGAUCGCUGAGCGCAACAAGAACAAGAAGCUGCCCUAUUACUACUUGUCUCCAGACCGGAUUCCCAACAGCGUUGCGAUCUGAGCGUCUCACUCCAGGUGGACUUUUCAUCAGAAGACAAUGGAACAUUGGGCCAGAAGACAAUGGAACAGCUUUCUUUUUAAAGCAUUAAAAGAAAAUAAAUCACCCACACAGAAUUCUGUAACCAGCAAAAAAUAUCCUUCAAAUAUGGAAAUAAAAUAAAGUUUCAGGUAAAUAAAACUAAGAGAAUCUGUGGCCAGCAGAUCUCUAUUACAA